AUGCGGUACAGCAACUACUCGAUUUCGACGAGCACGAUGACUGCGGCUGGUGUGGUGGUGGUAGCGAGUGAGAGAAACACGUCGCUGGUGUUGCUCCUCCUGUGUAUUGGAUCUGCGCGGCUGAGGAGAUGGCGAUGCUUCCUAUUUGUCUUGUCGGCCACGUUCUCAGCCUGGGACGGGUUCAACCUCACGCCGCGGAUCGUCGCCUCGGCUCUCGGCUCGGACCACAAGCUGCUGGUUGUCGGGCCGAAGGAGGAGGAGGAGGAGAAGGAGGAGUUUGAGGCGGCGGCGGCGGCGGUGGACGAUAGCUCGCGGGUCGAGGUUCCUGAGUCGUAUGAGUUCCAGCUGGCAGAGGACUUUGAGGAUGAGGACAUCUCGUCCGAUGGCGCUUUUGACUCGGAUGACUUUGAAAAGUUCGGAGACCUCGGCGUGCCGGCCGCACGCAAGUCGGCCACGGGCCGCCGCCGCAGGCUCCGGGCCAACGACAUCCGUGACGAUGACUUUGAUGAGAGCGAGCGCCACAUGCUGAUGGAUCUUUCCGAUAUGUUUGGUCCGCAGGAGCCGGCUGCCGCGCCGGCAAAGUCCUCGCGCAAGGCUCGGCGUGAGGCCUCGGCCUCAGCCUCAGCCUCGGGCUCGGGCUCGGAGUCGGCAUCGAGCUCAGGCUCGGCAGACAUGCUCUCGGUCGCGUCGGACGACGAUGAGUCCGGCUCAGACUCGGGCUCGGGCGGGCUGGCGGCGCGGAUCGCGACUCUGGGCAAGCGCGAGGCGCGCAAGACGCGGCACGCCAAGGUUCUUGUCGACGUGGCCGAGGCAUCCGAGUACGGGCUGGGUAAUGCCGAGGGAGUGACGCUGGAAGACCUGACGGCGCCGCUCUCCGGGACCAAGACACUCAACCGGCAGCUCCAUGCGCUGCAGUCCGAGAAGGACAAGGUGGCGGCGCCGCUCGACGAGCGUGUGGUGGACAAGAUCGAGCGGAGCGUGAGCUACAAGGAAACGGCUGCGCGAGUCUCGCGGUGGCAGCCGGUCGUCCGGCGCAACCGGCGGGCCGAGACGCUGGACCUCACGCAGGAGCUGGCGCAGUUCAAGUCGCGGACGGCCGAGUCGCUCGUCGAGCCGAACAAGGGCGCGUCAAAGAACGCGCUCGAGGCGGAGAUCAACAAGCUGCUCAAGGCCAACGACGUGCGGACGGAGGACGGCGUGCUCCGUGGCGAGGAGCUUGAGCUCCGCAAGGUCAGCAAGGAGGCCGAGGAGCAGCAGCACGCUAUCCUCGCCAAGAUGCGCUCCCUGAUGUUCUUCCAGGAGGCCAAGAACAAGCGGGUGAAGAAGAUCAAGUCAAAGGCGUACCGGAAGAUCCUCAAGAAGCGGCGCGAGAAGGAAAAGGCGGCGCUUCUGGAGGAGCUGAUGAAGCUCGAUCCGGAGCUUGCGCAGCAGGAGCAGCUCAAGCUGGAGCGCAAGCGGGCGCUCGAACGCAUGUCGCUGCGCAACAAGAACAAGUCUGCGUGGGUCAAGCGCCAGCUGAAGAACACCGCUGGUGUCCGCGAGGCCGCCACCCGCCAGGCUGUCCGCGACCAGCUCACCAUGGGCGCCGAGCUGAGCAAGCGGAUGGCCGGCCUCGGCUCGGGCUCGGACUCGGACUCGGACGCGCCUCGCAUGAAGCUCGGAGGCGAUGAGUCGGGCUCAGAGUCUGAGGUUGCCGUCGGCGAGCUGGGACGAUCGCAGACGCGCGAGGAAGUGCUCGAGUCGGCCGUGGGCAAGCUGCGGACGCUUGGUUCGGUCAACGCCGGCGACGCGCUCGCCGAGCUCGAGGCCGAGGCCGAGUCUGGCGGCAAGAAGGGGCUGUUCCAGAUGAAGUUCAUGAAGAAGGCCUUCAUCCGCAAGCACCAGGAGACCGAGGCCGCGGCCAAGGAGGUGCUCGCAGAGCUGGAAGCCCAGCUGGAGAACAAUGACGACGACUCUGACGACGAGGUGCUCGGCGGACGCGGUCAGCUCGCCGGUGCGGUCCGCAAGAACAAGGUCCGCUUUGCCGGGCGGUCCGCCCAGCUCGCCGAGGUGGCGACGGCGAGCGGCGCGUCUAAGAGCCAGACAGCUGGCGACGUGGCUGUCGACCUUGACGGCGUCGGCGGCAAGCCGAUGCAACUUGCCAUGGCGCAGUCGGGCGCCACCAAGAGUGCCAAGGACGGCUCGCUCAACAAGCGCGACGCCGCGGCCGAGGCCCGCGCCAAGCUCGAGGCUGAUCUCGCAGCCGAGCGCGCCUUUGACCGCGCCGUGGCACAGCAGGAGGCCGCGGCAGAGGCCGCCGGCGCAGGCUCUGGAUCCGGCGACAACGCCGGCGGUGCCAACCCGUGGCUUGUGGCAAGCUCGGACAUGAAGCGGGCGCAGCGGAAGAAGCGCACGAUGGACAAGGUUGGCAAGCAGCUGGCGGCGGCGCGCGAGGCUGGUGGUGGCGGAAGCCGCACUCAGUCGGUCCUCGACGCCGAGGGCGCCGGCGACGAGCCGGUUCUCGCGGCCGCGGCCGCGGCAGCUGCCGCCGCCGAGGGCUCGGACGAUGAAGCCGGCGGUGCGGCCGGAGGCCAGUUCCGGCUCACGACCGGCAAGGGCGGUAAGGGCGGCGAGCGGCAGGCGGCGCUUGUGGCCGAGGCCUUUGCCGACGACGAUGUGAUGGACGAGUUCCGUGCCGAGAAGGAGUCGCUCGUCGACGAGCAGACCGGCAUGACCAAGUACGCUGGCCUCGCUGACGCGCUCGGCCUUGCCGAGAACAAGCCCGGAUGGGGCGGCUGGGUCGGCAAGAACAUGAAGCCGAUGGAGGCAAAGGCCGACAAGAAGAAGCGGAAGAAGCGCAAGGGCAAGGCACCGCCCAAGUCGCGAGCCAAGCGCAAGCGCGAUGCGCAGCUCGACGCGCUCAAGGCCGCCCACGAGGCCGAGCGCAAGGCCAAGCGGGCCAAGCGGCGCGAUACCGGGCUCGACAACGUGUUUAUUUCGGAGAAGAAGGACAAGAAGGUCCUGGCGUACCAGGCCGCGCUCCUCCCGCACGCCUUUGAGUCCAAGCUUGUGUACGACGCUGCGCUGCGGAUGCCGCUCGGCAAGGACUGGAACUCGACGUCGGGCCACAAGAUGCUCACCAAGCCGGAGCUCAUCACCAAGAUGGGUGUCAUGAUCAAGCCCAUGACCAUGACCAAGUCGAUGAAACAGCAGCGCAAGCGUCGCGGUCUGUAUGCGCCCAAGAACCGCGGCGGAAAAGACAACGAGUAAAGCCGUCUACACUCCCCA
Molecule: messenger RNA, 3267 nt
Organism: Thecamonas trahens ATCC 50062
Lineage: Eukaryota; Apusomonadida; Apusomonadidae
Product: U3 small nucleolar RNA-associated protein
Exons: 2
Coding region: 1-3249 (1082 amino acids)
Biological process (GO): rRNA processing
Cellular component (GO): small-subunit processome; nucleolus
Source: RefSeq, a predicted model, not a curated record